AAACUGCACAGGUUGGCAUGAAAGAUUCCGCUGAUUGGUUUGAGAUUAUUUGUCACCUGCUUCUAACUUGGCGGAGUAUAUAUGGUAUUUUCUAUUGUUUAAGAUUAAUUCCAUGUUUUAACUUUCAUUUGUUUAUUUUGAGUCAGGAGAAAAAAUUUAGUCAAAGAAUAAAAUAGAGCGCUUCAUCAAACUGUAAUCGCAACUGGCUGUGUGUCUUGAACUUCGUGUAUGUAUUCCAACCGAUAUAGUCAGUCGUUUCUGAAAUGUACUUGACUUAGUAAUUGCCUGGUGAAUGCGGCAGUCUUAAUUUACUACUGUUUUUUUUUAGAAUAUAAUGCCUUUAAAAAAAUUAUUUAAAAAAAGGCACAGUUUAGAAACUUCUUUAGUUCUAGAAACAAAUAAGGAACUAGAAAAACUGAAAUCGUCUUUAGACGCUUCUCGAAGAAUCGAAACAAUAAAAUCUCAAUCAGAAAGCAACUUAAUGGAUUCCAAUCUUGAUACAGAUGUUUCAGACCUUCAUACUGAAUCAGUGUUAUUUUCUUCUUCAGCAGCAGAAGAUAUUUCUAACAAGUAUGAGUACAUAGAACAGGAAGGUGAGGAGAGUUUAGUUUAUGAAAAAGAUUCUUACUCUGAUAUAAGAAGGCAAAGUGCACCUGUAGAAUCUCUCGAAAGAACUAAAGUGAAGACAGUAAAAUCAGCAUCAUGCAAUGAAUCUACAUCGCAGCAAUCUACAUCGGAAAUUCCGACGACUAGACGCAGAAAAUGUGUUAGCGAAAGCCAGGCCGAUGAUAUAGAUUCGAAAAAUAAAAAUGGCGGCCGGACAUUUCAGUUAGAUGAAGGUAAAUUAGAAGAUAUGAUUGGACGGUGCAUCAAUCGAAUAAUUAAAGAAUCAAUACUAACUGCGGUGAAAAAUGUAAAUGUGGAUGGUAUCCGUGAAGAAAUCAUUGAGAACAUUUCUAAUCAAAGACAUGGUUCCUCAGAUGAUGGUACAAGUAAUGAGGAAAAAUACUUUAAUGAUUUAGAUAAAUAUGUUGAACUUGAUGAGUCUAAUUUAAAUUACAGAAGUGAAGAAAACGAAGAAUUAGAUAAUUCAGCCUAUGAGGAGGAAACUGCAAUUGUUGCUAACUCUGAGGACAAAAGGACUGAAACUCACAGCUUGGGAGGAUAUUCAACUGAUCUCGAGGAAUCUAUAAGCUUGCAUUCAACAGAUAUUGAUAUAAAAGAUCAGGCAUCUGCUAGUAAAAGUUUUUCAGAAAAAGCAAAUAAACAUGAAACAAUUCCCCCAAACUCUGUUACAUCUAAUAAAGAAGCAGUGAACGAUAGCGAAAAAUCAGCAUUUUUUACUUCAGAACCUGCAGCAGCAGUUGAUCUUGAAUCGGAAGCAACUAACGUGGCACAUGAAACAAAAAUUGUAGAACAUUUUCUUAAAAAUGAUCCAAUCAACUCAAGUGUCAAAACUUCAGAACAAGACGAUGAAAAUGUAAAUACUAACAGUGAAAACGAACACAAAAUCCAAAGUUCAGCAGAUAAAAUUGAAAUAGCAAAAGAACUAAAUUCCGAAAAUGACAAUAGUGAGAAAAUUAAUAAUUUUUUAAAUGAUGAAUCAAAUCUCAUGAUAGUAGAUGAUGCGGAUUCCUUUCCUUUACCAAAAAUAGCAUUAGCUCAUCGGGAUUCAAAUGAUUCUGUUUUAGAUUCUGUAGAAAGCUUACCUCCUCCGGAAACAAUUAUUGGCGAAGAGAAAAAAACAAACAAUUGGAAGGUUGGAUACUUACGAGUAAAACUCCCUCAUAAAGAAAGAGGGAAAAAAGCACAACUAAAGGCUUGGAAGAAGCGUUGUGUUUCCAUCCAGACAGAUGAAUUUGUGAAUGACCCUAAGAAUCCUUGUCUGAUGCUGAGUCUGUAUAGUGCAGAGAGUGGAACAGCAAGAAAACACGGGGCUACCUUCUGGAAGUCCAUAUCCUGCCACAAGGCUGCUGUGUAUCGAAGUACCUCCCGUUCACACAAAUACGCUUUCACUCUUUCCGACGAUAACAAAGUCAUCAUUCAUUUAGCUGCAGAUAGUGAGACAAGCAGUCAAGAGUGGAUGGCAGCCAUCAGAUCAAUCCUGUGGCCACCCAGUCCUGUUCUGCAACUGGAAAAAAUGCUGUAUGGAAAACAGUUUGAAAUCUCAAUAGUUGACAACGAAUUUUCAUUUCGAGCUGGAUUGUUAGGAAUGUACGGCUAUUUGACAAUCACGGGGAAAAAACUAAUUCUUGUCCAUUCACAACAAGGAUAUGUUAUCCAGGAAUGGUACUUGAACACGGUGGAUAAAUUUGAAUUGAUAUCUCAGCCCAAAAUAGAAGACGCUCACAAAGUACUGUGUAUGACAACUUGUAGUGAUAGUUCUACAGGUAAAGGUGAAAUAUUGAUGUACUGUCCAGAGGCAGUUGCCAUGCUUCAGUCCAUUGCGUCAACAAUUCAUCAGAUUUUGACUGUGCACAUCGAACAAAAAGGUGGUAAAUAUGAUAAGGAGUUAGCAGAAAUAGCAGGCUGGUUAAUUCCAGCCACUUCACAAGAUGGAGAAGGUCCUGAAGAUUAUUACAAAGUUCCACCAAGACAGGUCAAAAGCCUCUUAGACAUACCUAAUUUCAUCUUUAACCAACCUUUAAUUCCUUCAACAACAGUUUCUUACUGCUCAGAUGAGAGCAUAGAAUCGAAAUCCUUCGAAACUGCAAAAACCAAUGUUACAAGAGCAUCACAGGAUUCAGGAAUAUCAUCCGGAAAUACUUCUGAAGAUGUACUUAACUGCAGUUCAGCUUCCUUUUUAGUGGGUGGAGGACAAUUCCCAGGAAAAUCAUCGGACAGCGAAUUAUCAGAUUCGUAUACACCCCCACGUUCGCCAAUUUCGGGAAAGAGAAGAGCUCUGCAACAUUGAGGUCCCAUGAUUAAUAACAAUAACAUUGCCAUUAGGCAUCGACUGCCGUUAUUUUUGGAAAACAGACUAUGUAAAGAAAAUUAGUUGUACAUAUAUUAUAAAGUUUUAAUGUUCAUAUAAUGCACGCACUCAUUCACAAUGUUCUUUUAGAAUUGGCUUAUGAUUGCCAAAAUUAAGCCUAGAAGUUUGUGUUAAAGCUGAAAAUGUGUUAUUAUGAGCAUUGAAGAAAUUAAAUAUUUAUGUGUAAACACGGAAUGUUCCAUUGCACUUUGCAAAUAAAACGCAAUCAAAAAGUUUUCGUUUCGAGCACCAUUGCAGUGUAUGUGCAAAUGAGCAUGUCGUCGUAGAAGGUGUGAGAGCAUCAAUUUCUAGGCAUGGAAUUGUGGCAUUGAAAUAUCCGGGGAAAAUGCUGAAGCGUUAGCGAUAAUCGUGUAUUAACUAAAUGAGUCCAAACAGGAUCAUCGUGUUUUUUUUUCUUUCAUUCUUUCUUUAUUGCCAGUUGAAAAUUGGUUAAUAAUCAUCAAGCAAUGAAUAAUAUCUCCUCCAAUGGGAUACAGAAUUGCGAAUUGACAAAGAGAUUACGACGUGCAGUUAAAGUAAAGCGUCAGAGAAAACUGCAAAAUAAGAUGAUUCUUCAUAAUGCACGUCCCAAUAUCGCAUAAGCUGAAACACUGAAGUCGCACAUACUAAUGCAGGAGAUACGCCGUCACCCACCCUACAUUCCUGAUCUCUCUUCACGAGAUUACCACCUCAGCAGACUCUUAAGAAAUGUCUUGAAAAAGAAAUAUUGCAGGCAGUUUAAAACUUCUUCAAGCAGCACAAAAGGAAGUUCCAUGACACGUGUCUAUACAUGCAGCUAAAGAGGUGGAAUGAUUGCUGAAAUGCUUAGGAUUAUUUUGCAUGGCUGGCUCAACUAAUAUGAACUGCUCACAGAUUGAAUCGAGACUUUUGAAACAUUUUGAUUACUCCUUAUAUGUUUGUUAAAAUAGUGUCUUAUAUAUGCUAUCUUGGGAGAGACUCAGAACAUUUUUAUUUUUAACUUAGUGCUCCUAUUUUAUACCUAUGAUUUAUAAGAGUUUUGUAAUUAUUCAUUGAUGUUGUUAAGAUUUAUAAAAACAACUACUUAUA
Messenger RNA from Parasteatoda tepidariorum (common house spider), 4042 nucleotides. RefSeq lists its product as uncharacterized. NCBI's taxonomy places the organism in Eukaryota, Metazoa, Arthropoda, Arachnida, Araneae, Theridiidae. The record is from RefSeq and is a predicted model, not a curated record.